Messenger RNA from Batrachochytrium dendrobatidis JAM81, 1523 nucleotides. RefSeq lists its product as uncharacterized. The transcript is spliced from 7 exons. The record is from RefSeq and is a predicted model, not a curated record. Gene Ontology annotation, cellular component: endoplasmic reticulum; Golgi apparatus; plasma membrane. Bases 16 to 1269 code for a protein of 417 amino acids. NCBI's taxonomy places the organism in Eukaryota, Fungi, Chytridiomycota, Chytridiomycetes, Rhizophydiales.
AUUCAAUCACAACUCAUGAGUGUAGCCACACCUACCAAUACUACCGCUACAGUCGUGGCUUUAGAGUCUAAAAAGCAUGAUCGAAGCAUAUUCAACAAGUUCAACAUGCUGCAGUGGAAGCUUGUUCUCACCCGCAAAACCAUCAUGUUGAUUUGUGGUGCAUUUGCUCUUGUAUUACUUCCAUUGGGUGUUGUCCUGUAUGUCGCUAGCCAGCAGCUAAAUGAGGUAUCCUUUAACUAUACACAAUGUGCUCUAGCAGCAACAGACACAUUAGCUGCACCUGUUUCCGGCAUAUCUGGAACUGAUUCUAUUGUUCAAUGGCGAUAUAUUCCAGCCACAAAGAUGUGUACAGUUCGCUUUAAUGUUACCACAUCUAUGACCAGCAGAGUGUUUUUAUAUAUCAAAAUCACAAACAUGUAUCAAAAUCACCGAUUGUACCUAAAAUCACUUGAUCCUGGCCAACUUGCUGGAAAAGUGUACAUGUCAGCAGGAGACUUUCCUGUUGGUGGAGAAACCAGCUGUGCAUUCCUACAAUACGCUAAUUGCUCCACUGCGUCUCAAUACAUAUGGAACGGAAACUCGCUUUCGCAUGCUGACAGUAACCCAGACUGUUUGAUCACUCCAAAACCACCCGUUGUCAUCAAUGCGCAUCCAAAUGCACAGUACUAUCCAUGUGGUCUAGUUGCCAAUUCAAUGUUUUCUGAUUGGAUAUCAAAUCUAACUUGCAUUGGUAGCGCCUGCCGUACUUCAACUUUUGAGUUUUCUGAAAGUGGAAUUUCAUGGAGUGAGGAUUCUUCUAUUUAUAAACCAACUGGAUGGGUUUCUGAUCCCACACUACAGCAGCAGAUUCCUACUAUGAUUCUCCCCCCUCCGCAGUGGAGGAAGGCAUGGCCAGAUGUAUGGGGUAAUGGAUACAACUCCACAAACGUGCCUGACAUAUCAAAAUGGGAACGACUGCAUGUUUGGAUGCGCAAGGCUGGUUUACCACAUUUCCGUAAGCUUUGGGGUAGAAAUAAUACCAGCACUUUAGACCAAGGAAUUUGGGAGGUUUCCAUUGUAGAUAAUUGGGACUGCCGGCGUUUUGAAGGAACAAAGUCGUUGGUGUUUGGCCAAAUUGGGCUUAUGGGCUCAAAGAAUCUAUUUUUAGGCUACGCAUUUCUUAUUAUGGGAUGCAUCUGUGCUCUAUUUACGGUGUUGAUUGGAGUUUAUCGUCCACGAAAAAUGGGUGAUCAUGCACACCUUUCUUGGGUAAAAAACAAACUUGACUAAAGCAUUGGUUUGUUUUAAUUCUGGCAAUUUAUUGAGGUGCCAUUUGGUACUAGCUUUACUGGUGCUACUCAAAAUUGAAGCAUGUCUUCUGUGUACAGGCACCAAUAUGACCAAUAUCCAACUCAAUACUUGCCUAUUAUUGAUCAAAAACCACAAUCGUAUUUACGGACAAUAACACAAGAUUCUGCCAAUAUUUUAAUCAAAAUAAAGGAAAUGAAUCAGUCUCAAUAAACUGAGUUGGUAUAUUUUCCUUG